GUGUCUCUCUCUGUCUCUGUGUCUCUCUGUCUCUGUGUCUCUCUCUGUCUCUCUGUCUCUGUGUCUCUCUCUGUCUCUGUGUCUCUCUCUGUCUCUCUGUCUCGCUGUCUCCACUGUCUGUGCGUUUGCUUUUCCUGAAAACGACGCGAUCAGAGGCGAUGACAAAGGAAUCAACUGGCGGCGGAGAGAAUGGGGACACCGCGGAGACAGCCGCGGGGACAGCCGGGGACACCGCGGGGACAGCCGCGGACACAGCGGAGACUCGCAGACACGGCGUGGGAGGAAACCGUAAACCCAUAACUCACCCCGUUGCUCGGGCUCCGAUGCCGACCAACUACGGCUUCUCGUUCUUCGACCCGGCCGACUUGGCUUGCCAGGCUGUCCUCACUGAUCCGUCCACCACUGUGGCUCAGCUGUUCGCUGUCGUGCGGCAGUGGGUACCUCAGGUGCAGCAGAGGGUGGAGCUCAUUGGAGAGCAGAUGCUGCUUCGAGACUUCAACGUCAACGACAGAGAUGGACUCACCGACAUGACGCUACUGCACUAUGCUUGCAAGGCCGGAGCACAGGGAGUUGGCUGCCCCGAGGCUGCAGGGCGCCUGGCCCAGCGUCUCCUCUCGCUCGGCGCUGACCCAUCAGUCCGCUGCCGCUGGACGGACAUGAACGCCCUCCACUACGCCGCUUACUUUGACAGCCCUGUGCUGGUGAGGGUGCUGGCACGUAGCGCCAACCCCCCAGAUUUGAACGCGCCGUGUGUGGACGUGGAUGGAGGCACGGCUCUCCACGUCGCGGCCUCCAAUCUCUGCGUGUCGGCCGUCAAAUCGCUGUUGGAGCACGGAGCAGACCCCUCGUGCAGGAAUUCCCGUGGCCAGGUGGCGGCUGAGGCGGUGCCGCCGCCCUCGGAGCUGCCGCUGGACCUGUCGGAGGGCACGGCGGCGUCGGGAGCCCUCCGCCGUCUGCUGCUGGAGGCCAUGCCGCUGGUGUGCCCGCUGCCCCGUGCCACCCUGCACAACCACGACAAUGUGCUGGGCUCGGCACUCAUGGGCACGCUCGGGCUGCAGCUGGGCCAGAUGGUGGCGCUGCCCGGUGGACUGCAGGGAUGGCUUCGCUUCCUGGGCCCCGCUGAGUUUGCCUCUGGCCAGUGGGUGGGGGUAGAGCUCCUCCAGCCGCUGGGGAAGAAUAACGGAACGGUGGGGGGGCACCACUACUUCUCCUGCCCCGCCAAGCACGGAGUGUUUGUUCCAGUCUCCCACGUCUCGAAGCUGCCCAGCGACGAGGGGGGGGAGGAGGAGGGGGAGGGGGGGGGCGUGGGGGCGGGGCCACGAGGAGGAGGAGGAGGCACGGGGGAUGGGGGAGGGGCCGGCCCCGCCCCCUGCCUGGAGCAGCCACGGGUGGCUGGGGGGGGACGGCCCCCCUCCAAGAGGGGGCGGGCACGAGAACGCCUACGUCAUGGCCUGAGACGCUGGGGCUCCGUCAGCUCAGCCGUGUCUCCGUGUCUCCGUGUGGGCUGCCGUGUCUCCGUGUCUCCCGGCAAGACGGGGACGGUCCGCUUCUACGGCAAGACCAGCCUGGCACCCGGCCGCUGGUGUGGAGUGGAGUUGGACCACCCCGUGGACGACUCCGCCGGGAACGACUCUGCCGGGAACGACUCCGCCGCUGGUGGUGGAGGCGCUGAGCAGCAGCAGCAGCACCUCCAUCACCACCACCACCACCAUCAUCAUCGCUACUUCAGCUGCUCACCAGGACGUGGAGUCUUUGUGCCAGCAUCUCGCGUACGCAGAUUGGACGACGCCGCUCCUCUCCGCAUCCCCAGCGUGGCGACAUCCAACUUGACAGGGCGUCCGUGUAUCAUACAUUUGGAUGGGAAAUCGCCUAAAGAACUCAUUUCGAAAAGCCCCAUGGGCAGACUGCUGUUCUGCUGCUGGUUUCCGUGGAUGGUCAAAGGAAAAGUGGAGACUUGAAAACAUUCCCAGAAGAUAAGAAUUCGACAUUCCCAGGAACACAUUCCCAGACAAUUCCUACACACACAAAAAAAAAUUCCCGGAAAAAAAG
Petromyzon marinus (sea lamprey) is the source of this 2049-nucleotide messenger RNA. The record is from RefSeq and is a predicted model, not a curated record. Lineage: Eukaryota; Metazoa; Chordata; Hyperoartia; Petromyzontiformes; Petromyzontidae.